AGCUUCCUUCAUCCUUCAGUCUCUUUCGUCACAACCAUUUUAUUACCUUUCUCUCUCUCUGAGAUCUUUUUUAAGGGCCGACCUAACUCCUACACUUUUUAUUUAUCAAUCUAACUGUAACUACUUCAUAUUUUUGCUGUAUCAAAUGUGUGUAUAAAGUGUGCGAAUUCAAGAGACUUAGACUAGAAAUAGAAAAAGUAAAAAAAGGAAAUGGAGAAUGGAGAAGUAGAGAACAAAGGAGUUUCCUCGUUGGAAACCGUCAACGGCGGCGAAGAUGUAUUUAGUUCUAAAGAAUCCGAUGCUUCCACCGCCGACCAUCUUGUUAUGAUGGUUCACGGUAUUCUCGGAAGUGCCUCGGACUGGAAGUUUGGUGCUGAGCAGUUUGUUCGGAAUCUUCCUGACAAAGUUUUUGUUCAUUGCAGUGAACGUAAUAUGGCUAAACUAACAUUGGAUGGUGUGGAUGUAAUGGGCGAGCGGUUGGCUGAGGAGGUUCUUGAAGUGAUCAAAAGAAAGCCAGGUUUGAAGAAAAUUUCUUUUGUUGCACAUUCUGUUGGAGGAGUAGUGGCAAGAUAUGCAAUUGGGAAAUUAUAUAGACCUCCAAGAAUGGAGAAUGUGGAGAAGUUCUCAGCCGAUGCCAGUGAAGAAGGGUCAAAGGGCACAAUAGCUGGCCUGGAACCAAUAAAUUUUGUCACUGUUGCAUCACCUCAUCUGGGUUCAAGGGGUAACAAGCAGGUGCCAUUUCUUUUUGGUGUAACUGCCUUUGAGAAAGCUGCCGGUCUUGUUGUUCAUUGGAUAUUCAAGAGAACUGGUCGACACCUUUUUCUUAAUGAAGAUGAAGGAAAGACUCCAUUACUGAGACGGAUGGUGGAAGAUGAUGGUGAAUUAUACUUUAUGUCUGCUUUGGCUUCAUUCAAGCGAAGGGUCGCAUAUUCAAAUGUUGGUUAUGAUCAUAUUGUAGGUUGGAGAACAUCAUCAAUUAGACGUAAUACUGAACUACCCAAGUGGGAGGACUCCUUAAAUGAAAAGUAUCCUCACAUUGUGUAUGAAGAACAUUGCAAGGCGUGCGAUAGUGAGCAGAGUGGAUCUGUUGUAAAGGAAGAUGAUUGUUUUGACAAGCUAGAAGAGGAAUUGGUGACUGGUUUGUCUCGGGUGUCUUGGGAGAAAGUAGAUGUCAGCUUUCACAGCAGCAGGCUCAGAUUUGCUGCACACAGUGUUAUUCAGGUGAAAGAUCAAUAUUGUGUAAUGCUCGCUGUAUUGCUUAUAGGUGAAAGAUCAAUACAUGCAUGCAGAAGGUGCUGAUGUUAUACAACAUAUGAUAGAUAAUUUUCUUCUAUAGAAGUCAAUCGAAAAAGCAUAUUGGAUUGCCGUGGACAAUGCUAAAUUUACAAGGUAUAUUAGCUGCUUCUACAGAGCCUUGUUUCCUUUUCUUUUGCUUUCAGAAGUACUAGAUGUUCUUCACAGGGGCCCUGGCAUAGUUUGUGUGAUUUGUUUUGGUUUUACUUGGUUGCAGUUCGGAAUUGUAGUAGUGUCUCACUAUUACCGCAUUCAGGAACUUUAACUGAGAAGCAUAGUCAGAAGUUUUGUUAACUCAACUGUGUCCUAGUGUACCCUAAACCUGUUUCAUUCUUAAUGAAAAAGCAUUAAUUUUCCAUGUUAAAAUAUUUUCCUACUUUUUUGCACUGGAGGUUGUAGGAUAUCAACCUCCAAACCAUUUUUCCUCUCUCCCGCUACUUUAUUGCACUAGGCAAUUGGGAAUACAAAGUUGCAUUAGGAUACAACUUUAGUUUUCUCUUGGAUAAUGAAGGAAUGCUGGGGAAUUUAUGCAUUCUUAUCUUCAUUUUGACCUUCAUGUUACUGCUCGUUAACCUCAUUGAUAAUAGUGUAAUCGAGGAGGACAAAGGGAGGCAUAGCCUUGGUGGAACUGAUCCUUGUCCGUCAACCAUGAGGUCAGAGGCCUGGUUGAAGUUGCCGUGGGAAGAGUAGGAGAAUUUAUAAUAUUAAAAGGAAGGUGUAAUCACGAGAACACCACAACUAUGCUUUAGUCGUGAACAUGUUGGGCUGACGGCAUGAAUCUUUACUGCUAUGUUCCUAUUAAAAUCCAUUUCCUGCUAUCGUGAAUUGGCUAGUUUAUGUUGGUUGUAAGCGUACUGUAACCUCCUCCUUUAUUCUGGUUUAGUACUGGCAAUUUGAGCAAGUGCACACUAGUAUUAUGUGACCACAUGAAUAAUAAAUAAAACUGUGUUUGAUUUCGCAAAAUAGGUA
Molecule: messenger RNA, 2262 nt
Organism: Nicotiana attenuata
Lineage: Eukaryota; Viridiplantae; Streptophyta; Magnoliopsida; Solanales; Solanaceae
Product: putative lipase ROG1
Exons: 10
Coding region: 211-1299 (362 amino acids)
Source: RefSeq, a predicted model, not a curated record